Molecule: messenger RNA, 2117 nt
Organism: Pseudocercospora fijiensis CIRAD86
Lineage: Eukaryota; Fungi; Ascomycota; Dothideomycetes; Mycosphaerellales; Mycosphaerellaceae
Exons: 1
Coding region: 81-1568 (495 amino acids)
Biological process (GO): peroxisome organization
Cellular component (GO): peroxisomal membrane
Source: RefSeq, a predicted model, not a curated record
UAGGUGUUACCACCAGUCUCGACAGACAUUUGCACUAUGUGAAUAAGACGCGCCUCCUAUCACGAGGCUUCUUUCACAAUAUGGACGGUGAUGUCAUUUCGAACCGCGAUGAGCCCAUCCCUGUCCUUCGCAUACCCACCAACGAAGACGAAUCGUCUGCCUCUGUCUCCGAUAGCGAGCCCACACUAGGACGGCGAGAUAGGAUCAAAGACCGUGCAAGUAGAGUUUGCGACAAAUUCGACGAGUACAGCAGUCCCGAAGUACGACAAAGCCUGCAGGAUAGACUCUUCGCCAGUGUUCUUUCACAGAUCAUACCCACUGACGCUCCAGAUGGCGAUGACAAGCAGACGCAAGGCUCUAAGAAGGACAGACGGUCGAAGAAGUAUGUAGACAAGCCAGAGUUUGCCAUACGACUUAUGUCGUCAAAUUUCAGACGAUUCAAUGCACGAAUUGGUGUGGUAUUUGUGAUGGAAAACAGGCUGAUUCACCUGUUAUCAUGGCGACGACCUACGGCUACGCUCUCCUUCCUCGCCGUAUACUCGCUCAUGUGCCUCAAGCCGCAUCUGCUACCUCUGGUUCCGCUCACGAUCUUACUAUUCGGUAUCAUGAUCCCAUCCUUCCUCGCGCGACACCCUACACCCGCGAACGAUCCACGAAUCGAACCCAGCUACCGUGGACCACCAACAGCGCCUGCAAGUCGUGUCAAGCCUGCCCCGGACCUGAGCACUGAUUUCUGGAGGAAUAUGAGGGACCUGCAGAAUAGCAUGGAGGACUUCUCUCGGCUUCACGAUGCAGCGAACAAGUACAUUACACCCUAUACGAAUUUUAGCGAUGAGGCAGUAAGCUCGACGCUCUUCCUCGCCCUCUCCGCUCUGGGCAUCGCUGCCUUCGUCGGGAGCGCGCUUGUGCCAUGGCGCGUCAUUGCUUUGAUCGCGGGGUGGAUAGCUACACUGCUCGGUCAUGCUAGUGCUCAGAAAGUGCUGUUGUCUACCAAGAAUGUCAGCAACUUCCGCCAGCACGUGCUGAUGUUGCAGAGCACGCUGCGCAAUUGGAUAGAGAAUGACAUCCUCAUGGACGAACCACCGGAGCUACGACAGGUAGAGAUCUUUGAGCUUCAAAAGCAUCAUGCUGGCAGCGACACUUGGGAGCCUUGGCUUUUCUGUGCAUCACCAUAUGAUCCACUCAGCCCAGCACGCAUUGCUGGCUCACGACCAAAAGGCACGCAGUUUUUCGAGGACGUGCAGACGCCGGCUGGCUGGGCUUGGAAAGAGAAAAAGUGGAACCUCGACCUGCUCAGUCGUGAAUGGGUUGAAGAACGCAUGAUCAGUGGUGUUGAGAUUGAGACUGAGGGUGAACGAUGGGUGUACGAUCUGCCUGAUGAAGAAGUGGAGCCGCUUAUGACGAGCGCAAGUCCUGGCAAGGGCAAGGUCAAAAGAGUGAAGAGCGCUCCCAAGAGCGGGUGGGAAGAAGGCCGCGGGCACAGCCAACGAGGUGGAUGGCGGAGACGCAGAUGGACCAGACUUGUCGAGAAGAAGGCUGUUGGCAGCACGGGUGACAAGCCGAAAUAGUGAGGAUUGGUCAAAGUCCAUCAACAUUGAUCGUCGGACACUGAUGGAGCACUAUGCCGCAUACGAGCUACGCCCCGUGGCCUGUAUACAGUAAUAACAAGCACGCCUAUGCAGCUCGAGUCCGGCAGCAUCGUCCAAGUCCAACAUCGGCUGUCCAAGAUACAAUAACGUGGCAUGGUCGUGGUGUGUCUGCAGAUACACGACGCUAGUGAGGCUACUCAGGUAAUGAGUUCAUCAAGCAAGCAGCUUAUCGCCCUCGCGUGACUGCUUCGACACCCGCUACACAGUCGGCCCGUCGUAACAUCGGACACGGUCUCUCCUUAUGUAUCACCAAGCGAGUGCCAAGCCCUGCUUCUAGAAGCUUUGCCCAAGCUUGGUGCCAGCGCCGGCAGCGGCCCCUCGGCAUCCCCAGACGGCGACGCUCUCAGUCUCAGCCUCCCAUCAGUACGCCCCGAUUUAGCGAGAUGGCGGAAGGGGGUGAUCCCUGAGAACGGGAUCUAACUGGUCAAAGCUAGCGUACUGUCUAAAGGAAUUAUCCGCAUCUCGCUU